This is a messenger RNA of Penicillium canariense, 1590 nucleotides long. RefSeq lists its product as uncharacterized. Gene Ontology annotation, molecular function: carbohydrate:proton symporter activity. The record is from RefSeq and is a predicted model, not a curated record. NCBI's taxonomy places the organism in Eukaryota, Fungi, Ascomycota, Eurotiomycetes, Eurotiales, Aspergillaceae. Gene Ontology annotation, biological process: carbohydrate transport; transmembrane transport. Gene Ontology annotation, cellular component: membrane. The transcript has 5 exons. Bases 1 to 1590 code for a protein of 529 amino acids.
AUGCGUCCGCUCAAGAUGAAGUUUCGUUCUACUGCGUGGUGGCAACGCUUGGCGGCGUUGCCUUUCGUGCGUCACUUUACAUUGCCAUUGGGCUUGGCCAUCAUGGUAUUGGCCUUGUCCGUGCUGAGCAAUGGGUUUGAUCUGUCGGUUUAUAACUCUAUCCAGGCGAUGGACGCCUUUGAUCGCAGGUUUGGGAAAUGUAAUGCGAAAGGCGUCUGCGCCCUGGAUACAUUCCAUCUCGCGAUGUUGAACUCAUUUCCUCUGAUCGCGUAUGCAGUCGGUCUCCUGAUUGCCACUCUAAUCGGCGAAAGGUUCGGUCGACGAACAGUCUUCGUCGCAAUGAAUGUGGUUUGCCUCAUCGGCAUCAUCACCUCAUACACAGCCCAGAGUUUUGUACAAAUCUUUGUUGGACGCCUACUGGUCAAUGCCUAUGUCGGCAUGGAAAGCUGGUUGGUCCCUCUUUUCCAAGCCGAAAUCGUCCCAGCAAAGGUGCGCGGUGCGGUUGUCUCCUGCUAUCUACUUGGUCGUCUACUUGGCUCUUUCCUCAUUAGUUGUGUUGGUUACAAAACUGCACACUGGGCGGGGGACACCUCCUGGCGUACGCCGCUGGCGGUCUUGUUCUCAAUCCCGCCCGUCUGCCUGUGUCUCACAUUCCUGAUCCCCGAAUCGCCGCGCUGGCUAGUCAGGGUGGGGAAAGAUGAAAAGGCCCUGCAGAAUCUGCGAUACUUGCACGAUGGCGACGGGGUCGAUGUGGAAAUGGAGCUAGUACUGCUCAAAGAAUCACUGACUCUCGACACCGAGGGAGGAGGUUGGCUGGACCUUUUCCGGGGUUCCAAUACCGGCCGUACCGCAAUUGCGAUGAUCACCAAUUUUUUCGGCCAGGCCACUGGACAAUCCUUCGUGAACAACUAUGGGACCAUCUUUUUCAAGACACUCGGUGUGAAUCCGUUCCUAGUUACCAUGUUCAGUACUUUGGCUGCCCUUGUCGGUGCAGCCCUAUUCCUCGUGCUGGUUGACCGCGUCGGACGGCGUCGCUUCUGGCAGACAAGCGCACCUCUAUGCGCCCUUAUUAUGCUGGUAAUCGGUGGACUCGGUGUGAAGCAAGACCCCUCAGCAAACCAAAAGUUGGCGAUCGCGACAUUAUUUCCCAUCUGGGGGAUUUUCUACCUCAGCUCUUUUGCGCAACUUGCUGCUCUAACCCCAGCCGAAAUCCCAUCGUUGUCCUUGCGAGAAAAAACGGCGAUGAUGGGAUGGAGCGUCCAGAAUCUUACUAAUUUCGUUUCAACCUUCACUGUGCCAUACCUCAUCAAUGCUGGCCAUGGUAACCUUCAUGCCAAAGUUGGCUUUGUCUACGGUGCCAUUGGCAUGGUAGGUGUAAUAUGGGCCUUCUUCUAUUACCCGGAGCUGAAAGGGCGAUCUCUGGAAGAAAUCGACGAAAUGCUUCGCCAGAAGAUUCCUGCGAGAAAAACUGCCGAAUGGCGCAUGGCAAGAGACGGAAUUGCGUUCAAGCUGGCAGAGAUCAGCCAAGAAACUAAUGCUGAUCCCGAGGAGAAAGGUGGAGGUAUUCUUGUCGAGAAUACAGCGGUUUAG